Molecule: messenger RNA, 2415 nt
Organism: Cotesia glomerata
Lineage: Eukaryota; Metazoa; Arthropoda; Insecta; Hymenoptera; Braconidae
Gene: Pof
Exons: 6
Coding region: 234-2132 (632 amino acids)
Molecular function (GO): RNA binding
Source: RefSeq, a predicted model, not a curated record
UGAAAAUAAUCAUUUUAAAUUGCUCAUUGGAUCCAUUUAAAUUGUGAUUCAAACCCUCGUUGUAUGGCUGCUCUAUCCUAAUGAAACUCGCUUAAAAAAAAAUUCAUCCCUAUAACAAGGGGUUGGCAUUCCUGUUUUGGCAUUUAACAAGUGUUUUUAUAAUACAAUCUCUAAAAACAAUUAUUUUGAAUAAAUGUAAUUAAUUCUCAAUUGAAUGCAAGCACGUGAACGUCAUGAGUAAAACGAUUAACAAUGAGAAUGGCGAAGCUAAGAAUGGGAUGAAUAAACAGGAUACUACUUAUGGAUACGAGACUUCAUACUCAUCGUAUUAUCCAAGCUCCAAUUCUCCAUCAACAGCAAAUCAACCUCUGCCAGGACAACCACCAUUACCUCCAAUGCCUCCACCACCAGGAGCUCUGCCACCUUUACCUCAUGUAUUUUCUCCUAUGCCACAAGUUACCCAAAUUCAAUCCUGGGCACCAGCACCUGCUUGGCAGUGGAUAACACCCCAAGCGACAGCGCUGGCUGCCCAAACUUCACGUGAUAUCACAAAUUCGACGAGAGGAAAUUAUACAAGACGCGACAGAUUUACGCAUAAUCGCAACAAUGUUUAUCCUCCGAGAGGAAAUUUUCAUCGAAAAAACCGCAGACCUAGAUUUGAUCAAACUCCGACUCCAUUUGAUCCUACAACAGCUUACUUUGGCCAGUCCUUAGCAGCUGGCAAUAUCAGUAUUGAUUGGCAACGAGGAUUUGCUGCUGCUCACAAUGAUGCUCAAAAUCUUGUUAAUCAUAUGGCUAUGUCUAUGUCCAACCAAUCGUCUGGAGUCAAUGAUAGACAAGAUGGUGAUCAAGACGUUAAAAUAGUUUCCGAACUACCGGUCAAAAAAGGUAAACAGAGAAAACCCAUGUCACAAAAUUAUCCAAGUAGACCUUGGAAUCGUGAAGAUGCGCAAAGUGCACUAAAAGUCGAAAAUGAAUAUAACAAAACAGUUCGUGCACAGAGCUUAAUUAUUAAAUUUCCAGAUCCUGAUUUAAAUAAAGAUAUUGUUCGUGAAUUUCAUACAGGUAUACAAAAUAUACACUUUCAAAGUCCUAGCGGACCACGUUAUUGUUUUAUUCAAAUGGCUGAGAAUGUUAAUAUUGAUGAAGCAAUAAAGGAAUUAGAAAAAAUUCCAUUUGGUGUCGGACAUCUUAAAGUUGAAAGGAAAUCUCUCAGAGAUGAAGAUUUUCCUAUGCCAGAAGAGAUUGACCCUUAUACAUUAUACGUAGGUAAUUUACCGGAAUCAGUAAAUGUUAACGAAGUUAAAAGUAAAUUUCCAACAGCUACAAGAGUUGAUGUUGGUUAUGCUCAAAAAAUGAGAAAUACUAGGUAUGCCUUCAUUCGUUACACGUCUGUUGAAGAAUCUAUAGCAGCCUAUAAACAAGCUCACGAUUUAAUGUGGGACACAAGAAGUAUUAUUGUAAGAUUUAGGCGACAGCGGGGUAAUACUUGUCUACCUGGUGAACCAAAAAGUAAUACCAAGAAAGUAAAAGAAGAACCAAAUAACGUUAAUGUAAAGACAGAGCAAUCCUCUUGCACCAACAAUCAAACAUCAAAGAAUAAUCACAAUAAUAAAACUUCCGAAGACAUUCAACAGACAAUUGGAACUGUUUCAAGUAGAUCUGAGAGUAAUAAUACGACAAAAAAUAUUGAUGUGCGAUUUUCUUCAGAUAAUUCACCAAUAACAGUAAUUCCUACUGAAAUCUCUCAACAAAAACAACCAUGGACCGAAAAAUCACCUCUACUUCCACCGGCAGCUGAAGCUCCUCCACCACCUCCUGAAAAUGAAUCCGAAUCAAUUCUUAUAACAACAAUAAAAGAAGAACCUGAAGAUUUUGAUGAAAUGGAAAUACCUUACGUACCAAUGGAUGAUGGUGAGGAUGAUGAUGACGACGAUGAUGACGAGCCAGAUCAAUUAGAUGAUUCGAAUGAUGAAAUGGAAGACGGUCAACAAGAUGAUUUAGAAGAGCAAACUGACUAUUAUGAAUCUGAGAUACAGAAUAAGCAAAAUAGUGGCAGAGCUGAACAACCUGAUCACUUGGAUCGGAUGUUCAAUGAACUUGAAAAUAUUGUAGGUGAUAUUGAACUUUAAUUUGAGUUUUAAUAAUGGAAAAAUUGACUUUAUUUAUUUUUAACUUUUAAUUGAAUGAUAACGAUAAAAAAAAUGGACUUCCAAUUGAUUGUGGCUGUAAAUAUUUUUAAAUAUGUAUGAAAAAUGUCUUAUCUGUAUAAUUUUUAAUGGUUUUAUUGAUUGAUUUUUAAAUAAUAAUGUAUUUGUGUACAUCCACUUUAGAUUACUAGUUUUUAAGAUCGUGAUAAAUGUAAAAGUAUUUUGACAGCAAAUUAAAAAUAAAUUUUUUUUUAAUUAAAUAAAA